AUGUUGAUGUGGACUCACAGAUGGCACAUGAGGGAACCCGUCACUUUUCUUCUCUGCACCCCGGACGGUCAGCCGGUCGAUGCGGCUGCGUACUUGGACGGCAUUUGCCGCAUGCUUCAAACUGAGGAUUGUGUGGACGCCGCGGUGGAGCGGGUGUAUCGACCCCUGUUAGUCUACGUGAGUCUUCUGGACGACCCCGACGCUGAUCCCACGAAUACAGAUGACGGUAUGGAAGCAUUGCCGGAUGAAUGGUCGUUGCUUCACCUGGCGCUUGUCAUGGAGCAUGCGGAGGCGGUCAGGGCAUUGUUGAAUUUUCAUCAAAAGCAUGCCUUCACUGUGCUGGAAAAUGUUUUGAAUGAAAACAACAGAAUGAUCUUGACUAAGAUGGCUUCAGAUGACACAACUAAGGCUUCCUUUGCAGAAGAGGGAUCUUCUUCUAAAGACGCUGGACAUCUGCCAUGCAAAAUCAUGGAGUGCCAGGUACGAAAAGAGUUGGGUGGUACUGUUGUCCUCUUUGACCAGGAGGCCAGUGAUACGGAAAACUGCCCACAGGUAUGCAGCGUUGCCUGUGUGACGACUGCAUUGAAACCACUCUUGAAGUGUCUCUUGUAUGAACGAAACCAUUCGAAUGGGAAGGACACGAAUGCGGAGGAAGAGGGCCCGGCGUUCGGGUUUGCAACACGCAUGGUUCAAGCGCAUUGUGACGCUUUGCCGGAAUUUUGUGUUCGACUCCCAAGCCUAAUAGUGGAAUGUGAUACUUUGUAUGAAGUGUGUCAUGGAGAUCUUGUCACGCUUUGUGACAUUCUGGAAAUCUGCCGUGGUCUGUUGUUACCGGUUGUUCAUGGAAAACGCAUGGAAAUCGUUGGAAGCAGUUCACGUGGAGGCGGGAAAAAUGCCACAAGCAGGGAGGUAUCCCAUGUUGUGGGUUUACCCCGUGGCUUUCAUCCACAACAGGCAACAUUGCCCCCAUUCAUGUUAUCAUGUAAACCGCAGGAGCACCAACAACUUGCCUUUCUUGUCACGUGGACGAAUUAUCGACAGAAGGCGUAUUUGGAAAGUAAACCACCGGGAUCCGCACGGAAGGAUCAUGAGGCGAACGUUCUCAGUGACUUUCAAAUGACGCUGUGGAAUCUUAAAAAAAGUGGGCAAAUGAUCUCUCCAAACCACUUAUGGAGUGGAAUUCUUUUUGUCUUGUCUCGCCUCUUCUCAGGCAACUGUUCACUUGAACGAUUUCUGGACAUCAUUGAGCAAGAUGACUUUGUCUCAUGUUCCGAUGGAAUGCCAGUCACAUUUAUUGCCGCCAUCGUUGCUGGUGCCGCAGUAGCGGCGUUCCUUACAAACUCAAUUUAUGUGCAACUGUUAAGCAAGAAGGUGGAGGUGUUGUUGGUGGAUGUCCCUGGUGAGUUUUCACCCCUGCGGGCGUACCUUCUUUCCCAACCGGCAACCCACGCGGAGCGCUUUGAAGAAUUGUGGUUGGCCGAAACCCCCUUCUCACCCGCCAAAAAAUUUGAGUCCCGGGUAGAAAUGUUCUACUGGGCCUUGGUGGAAAUGGUGUUGCUCAGCGCGGAGAAAAGGUGGGGAACAGCAGGUGCGUUUGUUGGAAGUGACAAAACCAAGAAGACACAACAUUUUCUGCAAGACUGGCUUAGCAUGUGCCAAAAGUUUUUUUUCAGUUUGAGAGACCGGCCACUAACAUGUCCGCAACGACGCGCCAUGUUACGUUCAUGCGCCGAAGGAGAAGUGUCAGCAGGGGCGACCCCAACCGAAAUCGAAAAUGCGACAGAGGACGAUGAGAGUCCCGCCCUGCAACGUGUAUGUGAGCAGAUGCGGCUUCGACUCCAGCGAGGCGCCACGUCGUUACAAGCCAUCUACACAUCUCUAUACCCAGAGGAGGCGGGAGAAGGAAAGACUACAGGUGUUGGCGGCGGUGUUUGUGAGGAAGAGAUGGAGGAAGACGGUACGGGAGGAAAGAUGGCCCAAAACAGCAUCCGGGAUGACUUUGAGGCUGCCCAGGUUCUCUUUUCCACCACGGCGAAACACGUCAGUGACACCACCAAACUGAAGUUCUAUGGCCUCUACAAGCAAGCAACCAUCGGUGACGUUAAUGUGCCCAAACCGUGGAUGAUGGACCUUGUUGGCCGGGCCAAGUGGGAGGCAUGGAACGAACUUAAAGGAAUGAAUUCUGACGAAGCCAUGCGCCGUUACAUUGGGGAACUGCGCACUUUACACACAUCAAGCACCGGCACUAACCCAUAA
Molecule: messenger RNA, 2256 nt
Organism: Trypanosoma cruzi
Lineage: Eukaryota; Euglenozoa; Kinetoplastea; Trypanosomatida; Trypanosomatidae
Product: acyl-CoA binding protein, putative
Exons: 1
Coding region: 1-2256 (751 amino acids)
Biological process (GO): fatty acid metabolic process
Molecular function (GO): fatty-acyl-CoA binding
Source: RefSeq, a predicted model, not a curated record